UGCACAUAAUUACAAAUGCAACACGUGAUUGUUGCCAGAUUGUAUUUCCAGGCUGUGCGGUUGCUUGUGUAUGUGUGUUGAUUUUACGCUCUGGGGAGAGAGACAGCGGACACAUCUGUGACUUUGUCCAAUGUAACCGACUUUUCCGAUGCCGCCACGUCUGGGUUUUUUUUUUUUUUUGUGCUUCUUCUAAAUUUGUCCUCCCAACACACACGCUCUCCCUGCUAGAUUCUUCAUUUGUUAUUUGGAUGCGUUCCGAUGUUGCUGUUAUUUUCUUCACGCUUCAACUCUCCUUGUCUCGUCUCAAUUCAUUACCCUCCUCCCUUUUCUUCCCACCCCUCCUUAAUCUAGCGUAUGUAGUAGCCCUCCUCUGCUCCUCCCCCCCGUCCAUCAUUCCUUCACUCACUGGCCCAAUUAAGCAUGGGGAGGGGACACAACGGGAGUAGACGUAAGGUGAGGAAGAGGCGGAGGACAGACAAACGAGUGAAGACAGUUUGAGAGUCAGUAUCUGGAAGAGCAAACAACUGCCGCCAUCACUUUCAGGACACACACACACACACACACAGUGAAUUGUGUGAACUUCACCUGGAGCUUAAACAACCUCUGACAGCCUCUGAGGUGGCAGCUGUGGGGGCAGAGCGGCGAGUAGACAGUCCUGCUCACAUUCUCGAUGAGGGAACGCAGGGAAUAACAAUCCAGCUUCUGUGAUGAGGAUGCUGUGUAGUCUCGGGAUGGCUGGAGAGAUACGGCACAUGGAGGGAGACUGAAGAGUUGAAGACAUCUGUGAUUGGUGGGGCGCUGGUGCAAGAUUUUUUGACUGGCAGAAUCAGAGAGAGAGGAGGAUAAGGGGAAGAAAGAAAAAAAAAGGAUGCAACUGUUCUUCCGAGAAAAGUGGGAGGUGGAGGGGCUGCAGACUGUGGGCAUCCUCUUGGUGGUGUGCAGCUCCCUCAAACUGAUGCACUUUUUGGGGCUCAUCGACCUUACCACGGCAGGUAAGACUAAUGACAGCUUAGAAGAUGACUUUGAACUCUCCACUGUGUGUCAUCGGCCCGAAAGCAUGGACAAGCUGGAAGAGCAAACAAAGUUCACCAAAAAGGAGCUGCAAGUUCUCUACAGGGGCUUCAAGAAUGAGUGUCCGAGCGGUGUGGUGAAUGAGGAGAAUUUUAAGAGCAUCUACUCCCAGUUCUUUCCUCAGGGAGAUUCCAGUAUGUAUGCGCACUUCCUGUUUGAAGCCUUCGACACCGACAAGAACGGCUCUGUUAGUUUUGAGGACUUUGUGUUCGGCCUGUCAAUCAUUCUGAGGGGGACCAUUAAUGACCGGUUAAACUGGGCCUUUAACCUCUAUGACCUGAACAAGGACGGCUGCAUCACCAAAGAGGAGAUGCUGGAUAUCAUGAAGUCCAUCUACGACAUGAUGGGGAAGUACACGUACCCCACUAUGCAGGAUGAUGCACCAAGAGAGCAUGUGGAGAGCUUCUUCCAGAAAAUGGACCGAAAUCAAGAUGGUGUGGUUACUAUAGAGGAGUUUAUCGAGUCGUGUAAAAAGGAUGAGAACAUCAUGCAGUCCAUGCAGUUAUUUGACAAUGUCAUCUAAAGAAGAGGCUCAGGGAGGGUGCUGGUCCCGGGAAGCAGGGGGGGUUGAAGGUAUCAGAGUUAGUGUGUGCGUAUUUGUGUGUGCGUGUGGACCUUCUCCGGAUUGGAAGCGAGAGGGAAGCGACAGCAACCCCCCCCCAAGGUGAAGCAACAGUGGAAGACUCUUCCUCGUCUGUGGAGGAACACUGGAAAAGAAGGCAAGCAGCAGGCUCACAGACACGAGCACAAGCCCCCCCCCCUCCAUUCACCUCUUUUAUUUUCUUCUCCUUCCGGAUGGGCCUCUAAGACCUCUAGAUCCAUGUGAAUCUGAUCCAGACUUUGUGCAUGUGGCACUGCUGUGAAACGCACGCUGCGGCCGACGAGAAGGACAUUUCUGACAAUUGGGGGGCUCAAACAUGAACUGAUUUCAGUAUCGCAUGAUGAUGUCACUUAUAACGUUAUUUAGCGAGGCGCUCCAAAGUCUGCGUGUCCGUCUGCUGUUUCCCGGUCAUCCACAGGUGCCUCACCCUUUGUGUGCGUGCAUGUGCAACAGGAAUGACUUUCAUCAUGCAUAUGGAAGAUGAGACUGGGAAUAUCACCCCCCCUGUCCCCCCCUUUUUCUGUCAUCAUAGGAUUCUGAUUCUUCCAAACUAUUACAGUCGGUCCCAGUUGUUCUAGCCUUUACAAAUAAGCAGGAGUAGACAGCCAGGCUGUGUUUGUCAACUUGUUGUGAUCACAAGAGUCAUGUCGUCAUAGCAGGUUUUACAUUUUUUACAUGAAAAUUUAACUAAAACAUUUUCUUUGCAACAAAUUAGCAGGUUUUCAGAGUGUGAGGUGCAGCAGCUUGAGAAAAAUAAAGUGGAACCUCCAAAGUGAAACGCCAUAAAACCCAAAUUUGGAGCGGAAAAAUAAAAUAUAUCUCAUAUCACUCGACACUUUAGGUUUUAUUUCUCCUUUUUCCAAAUUUGUGUUUCCACCACAGAAAUGUGUGAUAACCAUAGACUCAAAAAAUGGAACUACAACAAGUGUCAGGCUGCUCAGUGCAAUAAUAUAAUUAAAUCAAUAAUUUACAAUAUUUUUUUGCUGUACAACACAUUCAUUUUAGCAAUACUAUUAAAUGAUACUAGAUGAAAGUAUUACUCCGCAACUACCUUCCUUCUGCUUUACUGUAUUGGCAUUUUUAAAUGGUGAGUAUCCAGCCAUCCAUUUUCUAUGCCACUUAUCCAAACUGUAUUUUUACUUUAUUUUAGUUUUAUUAAAUACAGAAUGUAACCUACUGUUAUUAUACUAGUAUGACAGUUAAAUUGUAUAAUUAUGAGUCUGGAAAAAAUUACAUUAUUUCCUAUGGGAAUAUAUGUAGUGUUGAAAUUGUUUGACUUUGGAGGUUUGACUAUCUUUACAGAUUAAAUGCAAAUGGUUGAAGUAGGGAAGGCUGGCUUGCUGUCACACUUUAAAAAUCCCUGAUUUAGGCUAAAUUUACAAUGUAAUUCCAUUUUUUUUUAAAAAAAGUAAUUGUGUGUGUGUGUGUAAUGUUAAAAGUCAUAUCUUCCCUUUUUCUCUGUUACACCAAAGAAGAAACAUUUGGCCUGUCUAUUAUAGGAAUAAAGAAAUGUGUUGUAAAUUGGCAAGGACCAAUCAGAACACCUUCUUCCUCACCUCAUUCAUUUUUUUAAGACUUAAUGUUAAGAGAUUACAUCAAAGUGCAUGAGGAAUUUGCUUUCCCCCCCCCCAAAUGAAUUACUGUACACAAGUAGACAGCAAUAAUCACUUCCCACUCCUUUCUGUGAGAACAUGAUAGAAUCAUAAUAAUCCAUUUUUAUUCUAUUUACAUCUGAUUGCUCCUCGCCAGUCUUCAGCUCCCACAAGUCAGGCCCUUUUAUUCCCCCGCAUGUAAUCUGUCUAGAGUACUGACAACUAACCUGUUGUUCCGACUUCUGUUAGCGAGCCUCUUAACUAGUUACAUUACAUAAUGAAAAUAUGUAUAUUUUGUACAGAGAUAAUAAAAUCAGUUACUAUGCAUACUGACUGUACAUGAU
Doryrhamphus excisus (bluestripe pipefish) is the source of this 3608-nucleotide messenger RNA. Its product is annotated as A-type potassium channel modulatory protein KCNIP2. Gene Ontology annotation, biological process: regulation of potassium ion transmembrane transport. The record is from RefSeq and is a predicted model, not a curated record. Lineage: Eukaryota; Metazoa; Chordata; Actinopteri; Syngnathiformes; Syngnathidae. Gene Ontology annotation, cellular component: voltage-gated potassium channel complex. Gene Ontology annotation, molecular function: calcium ion binding; potassium channel regulator activity.